GUGUUCCGUCAUCAUUCAUUUCCAAACCAGAAAGUGUGUCAAGAGUGCCAUUUGCAGUGGUGAUAAAUUUGGAAAUUUUACCGCAAUUUCAAGCUUAAUUAUUGCCGUAACUUACUUCACAGUGAAGUUUAGCAGAGCGCUAGCGCUACGCCACGGUAUUCGCGAGUGUUAUGAAUUUUGGCGCCACAGCUGUCGUAAGUGCUAGCACCGUCGUUUUGUCCGGGAGCAUGAAUCCGCAUCCGGACAAGUCCGGGGGGUUCGGAACAGGAAGCAACAACAAUCCGUACGGGAUGGCCCAGGCCCAGUACGCGCAGUAUUGCAACGCCUACUACCAGCAGUUGCAGUUUGGCACGGGCGGAAACAUUCCGACGAACGUUCCGCCGCCGCCACUUCCGGCGAGCGGUGCGGGACCGUCGGUUCCGACGCCGCCCGGCUUUACCACCGCUUCCAUGUCGGCCGUCGUCGAGGAUCAUCCGUUCGGGUCCUCGCAGCAAUCGCCGUCGUCAGGUAGUUUAUCGAACAAGUCAUCAUUUUUUAGCUCUCCUCAGCAGCAGUUGGAAGGGAACAUGCCGCCGGGUUUCAAACAGGCCCCGAGCCAGUUUGGCCCGAUUCGGUUCAAUAUCAGUAAGCAACCGCAGCGCGUGAGUCCGUUGGUGCCGUCCCCGUUGGGGCAUGGCCAGAUGGACAUUCCGCAGGCGCCGCAGCAGCAGCAGCAACAACAACAACAGCAGCAUCAGUUUAAUCAGAACAACAAUAAGCGCAAGAAGAAGAAGAACAAGAAUAACAUGAACAAUAGCAUGGGAAAUCAGAAUAAGCAGCAGCAGCAGCAGUUCAAUUCGGGGAACAUUCCGCCGUUGAUGAACAUGGGUCAGGCGUACCAGCCGAUGGUGCAGGUUCCGGAUUUGAGUCGGCCGCCGCCGCCGAUUAUGGGACAGGCUCCGGCGACUCCUGCGUCUUCGAUCGGAGGAACCAUCAGCUCGGUUGUGCCUCCACCGCCGGCCAAUACGGUGACUGCGAACGCCGGCAAGAAGCCCGAUCCGUUCAACAACCCAACGGACGCCUGGCCGGAGAGUUUGAACAACUUUGUCGCUCGUUGUUACGCCAAAUGCCAGACGGAUUUCGACAAAGAUCAGAUCGAUAUCUGUCUCAAGGGGCGCAUCACGGCCGCCGCGAACAAGGGUGAACUGUGGACCAAGGAUUGGGACAACGAGCCGGUGCCGAGUGUGCACAGCGAGAGGAAUUCAUUGGUGGUGCCGAAUGUGGUCAACAGCAAGCCACCGGCAAAAGCGAUGGUCGGAAGUAUCGCUCAGUACCAAAACUCGCCACGUAGCGUCAGCCCGAGUCCGGCUUUUGGAAGGAACAGUCAGAAUCAGAACAAUUUCAUGCGUAAGGGAAACAACGCCAACGGAAUGUCGCACCGGUUGGGGGUUAAGUCAGGUUCGAAGAAGUCUCGCUCUUCCCGCUCGCGGUCCCGGUCUCCGUCCAGUCGGUACAGUCGCAGCAGCCGUCGCUCUUCCAGCUCGGAGUCGCGGUCGCCGCGUCGCAAGCGCCGGUCUUCGGAUAGCAGCGACGACAGCCGCCACUCGUCGGUCAAGUCUUCGUCGUACAAGGUCAAGAAUCAGAAGCCCGGUUCCAAGAAUCACAAAAAUGCCAACACCAGCCAAAACAAGAACAACCAGCAGGGUCAAAAGCGUUCGUCCGGGUUCUACUCGGAACACGGUCAGAUCGGUGGUUCUGUCGACGGUGAUCAAGAAGCGCUCAAGAAGCGCGCCGCCCGGUUCAACAACUCCAACGCCAAGAAGGUCUCGCCUCCCACCACUGCCUCGCCCGUCAAGAAGCGUCUCCAGAUGCCCACCGCGUCGCGACUCUUCGUUGACGAUGCGGACGAGGGCGGCCUGGACAUGCUGUUCGAUCUGCACAUUGUGGGCACGUGCCGCGACUUGGAGAAGAGCUUCCUGCGUCUCACGAAGGCGCCCGCCGCGUCCGAGGUGCGCCCCGUCGAGGUGCUCCGUUACUCGCUGCAGAACGUCAAGAACAAGUGGGUCGAAAAGCAGGACUAUUACUACGCCUGCGACCAGCUCAAAUCGAUCCGGCAGGACUUGACGGUUCAGGGCAUCCGGGACGAGUUCACGGUGCUGGUCUACGAGACGCACGCCCGCAUCGCGAUGGAAAAGGGCGACCACGAGGAGUUCAACCAGUGCCAGACCCAGCUCAAGAUGCUGUACUCCGAGGUGGGGGGCGAGAACAUUCUGGAGUUUACCGCGUACCGGAUUCUGUACUACAUCUUCACAAAGAAUACGUCUGAUCUGACCACCAUCAUGAAAUCGCUUUCGCCGGCAGAGCGCGAGCACGACGUGAUCAUUUUCGCGCUCAAGCUGCGCUCUGCCUGGGCGCUGGCCAAUUACAGUAAGUUGUUCGCGCUGUACCGGGAGGCCCCGUUGAUGGCCGGCUAUCUUAUCGAUUGGUUUAUCGAGCGCGAGCGUAAGCUCGCCCUGAAGAACAUAAUCAAAGCUUACCGUCCCAAUUGCCCGGUGGACUAUGUCAGUCAAGUGUUGGCGUUUGAGACCGCGGACAAAUGUGCCGAAUGGUUAGCGACGUUCGAAAUUCCCCUGGUAACGAAGCAGGAAUCGGUGACGGCGACGACGACGACGGAAGGGGACGAUGCUGGCGUUGCUGCUGCUGCUGCUGCUACUGCUCAAACUGUGUUGAGGACCUACGUCGACUGCAAGACCAGCAUGAAUGUGUUGGCCAAUUUCUAGGCCGGCCGGCCGGAGCUCCUCUCUCAAGCUGGAGUUGGCCGCGCCCGCUGCAUUCCUCUCUUCUUCAGUCGCCGACUGUUUCGCUCGCUCUCUCCCUCGUCUCGGUGUGUCCUCUCGUGGCUAGUCACAGUUGUCCGAAUUGGGAGUCCGUUUUAGAACUCCGCACCACCCGUUUUAAACUUACUGCACGGAGAUUGGCCGGAGCUGGAACACCGACGGAAUGGAAGGCUGCUGAAGACGGAAAGAAAAACAAAAACGCUUGCUCGAAGGAACGGAACGGAAUUGAACAGUGUUGUAACCGCUGAAGGAGAACGUCAGUUAGUGCCGUGUACGUCGUGUUUGGAUGCUCAACAGGUAGCCUCGGCUGGACCUCGCGGGGAUCACGCACGGAAGAAACGCUGGAUUACGCUCAAGGAUCACGCCAUUAGGAUCAGAAGCAUGCCGGGAGGCACGGCGCCGGGCACGCCACAAAGCUCUGGCAAGCCCUGAUGAACGCUCAUGACGGCCACAUCCGUGGAAUCUACAGAAGGUACGGAUAAUUCCCGAAGUCCGGUCCAAGAACCGCGGACUCGAGCAGGACAAUAGAAACACGACGUUGAUCCCCGCCCACACGAGCCCAGCGAAGCAUUGACAAGCCGCAGAUUGUGACACGUUCUCCAAAAACGGACAUUCUUUUCGAUACCCACCCCGACCCUGAUUCUGGGAAGUGUUGUGUAUAUACAAAAUAAUUCAACUUAGUGCAAACAGAGACUCUAGCUUGUAAGGUGUGUGUAAAUAUCGCUCGUAAGGAGAUGAACAUUUGAAAACAGGACUUGCCUGCCGUCGAAAGAGAGUACCUGGAGGUGAAAUUUCGAUGGAUUUAGAAGUAUGAUGUUGAUCGUGAAGUGCACGGAAGAGAGAGACUUGAAGUGUGAGAGUGGUUUUGAUUCUGGGGGAAUUUCAUCUAGGUCGAGUGCUGCGCCGGAGAUUGCUGGAGAGCGGAGAAGGUCGCCGCCGCACCAGAAAACGAUCAACGCCUGAUCGAGGUAGCGUGCGCGCACCGCGUCGGAGUUUGUCCCAUUUUCCCAAAACUUCCAUCCGUAAUGCAGCGAAACUUCCCAUCCCGAAAAACAAUCCCGCCCAAGCAACUCUGAACGAUCCUUGCCCCCCACCCCUAAGCAAUCAAUCCCCUCCCACGACAAUUCCUCCUCGGCUGGAAUCCUGUGGCUGUGAAGCGAGUACGUUGGUGGCCGGAACGACGAAACCGGAAAGAAAUUUAGUUUUGUUUUUGAGUUUCGUUCUUUUUUAAUCGAAUCGUUGACCAUUCUUUUUUCUUGUGUUCAGUUAUCCUUUCUGAUUUAUUGGUUUCGUUGACUAGUGUGUUAAAUAAAGAGUUUCGGUGAAGCAAUCGAAAUGCACAAAAUUUCCGACGUAAUUUAAAACAAACAAAAUAUCCGCUAUUUUUAGAAUAAACCGCCCCUCCCCGUAGAUCCUGGAGCAAUCGUCACAGGUUAAAGGCAAAUAAAGGAUUUCCCCAAAUUUAAAA
Culex pipiens pallens (northern house mosquito) is the source of this 4284-nucleotide messenger RNA. Its product is annotated as leukocyte receptor cluster member 8 homolog. NCBI's taxonomy places the organism in Eukaryota, Metazoa, Arthropoda, Insecta, Diptera, Culicidae. Bases 171 to 2759 code for a protein of 862 amino acids. Gene Ontology annotation, cellular component: nucleus. The record is from RefSeq and is a predicted model, not a curated record. The transcript is spliced from 5 exons.